Molecule: messenger RNA, 1011 nt
Organism: Penicillium salamii
Lineage: Eukaryota; Fungi; Ascomycota; Eurotiomycetes; Eurotiales; Aspergillaceae
Source: the annotation of a GenBank genome assembly
AUGGCUUGCUGGAAAGAGGUCGAGCUUGGUUCAAUGUCGAAAGUUCAAGAGACGCUGUCUUCUCAUAGUUGUGGCUCGUGUUUGGUCGACAAGACUGAAACUGUUCAUAUUAACCCCGAUGUCGAGAGCCCCUACACCCCUCAGCCGCUAUGGUUCAAAAUGAGAGAGUAUUGUCGUGAUGCGACAUCAGAGUUCUUUGGGACCAUGAUCUUGAUUUUGUUUGGCGAUGGUGUCGUGGCUCAGGUGCUCCUCAGUCAUGGACAGAAGGGUGAUUACCAGUCUAUCUCUUGGGGAUGGGGACUCGGUGUCAUGCUCGGGGUCUAUGUCAGCGGUGCAUCCGGUGGCUACAUCAACCCAGCUGUGACGUUUGCAUGCUGUGUCUUUCGCGGCUUUCCGUGGCGCAAGUUCCCCGUGUACGCUUUGUCGCAAAUACUCGGGGCCAUGGCAGGCUCUGCCAUCGUUUACGGCAACUACAAAUCCGCGAUCAAUGCCUACGAGGGCGGACCCAAUAUCCGAACAGUCCCCGGGUACUCGACGACAGCAACAGCCGGUAUUUUCUGCUGCUACCCGGCCGAGUUCAUGACAAGGACGGGUCAAUUCUUCUCUGAAUUCAUUGCGAGUACGGUCCUCAUGUUCAUGAUAUUCGCCCUCAAAGACGAAGGCAAUCUUGGUGCCGGACCAUUGAUGCCUCUUGCGUUAUUCUUUGUUGUUUUUGGCAUCGGCGCUUGCUUCGGGUGGGAGACCGGGUACGCAAUCAAUCCUGCUCGAGAUUUCGGCCCUCGGCUCACCUCUUACAUGAUUGGAUAUGGACAUGAAGUAUGGGCGGCAGGGAACUAUUUUUUCUGGGUUCCUAUGGUUGCACCGAUCCUGGGCUGUACCUUCGGUGGGUGGAUCUAUGAUCUUUUUCUGUAUACUGGCAUGGAUAGCCCGAUUCAUACGCCUUGGAUGGGAAUCAAAAGAUUAUUGGGGCCCUUUCAUCAAAGGCGAGUUGCACUACAGAGCCCCGUCUGA